Molecule: messenger RNA, 2446 nt
Organism: Aspergillus novofumigatus IBT 16806
Lineage: Eukaryota; Fungi; Ascomycota; Eurotiomycetes; Eurotiales; Aspergillaceae
Exons: 4
Coding region: 134-2446 (770 amino acids)
Molecular function (GO): protein binding
Source: RefSeq, a predicted model, not a curated record
CUUUUGAAAGUCAUUUAUGACAGCACAGUAAUAGUUUCUAUAGAGAUUCUCACCCUGCAUGGUGAGCCGGUUACUGAUCCCCUAACUUUGACUUCGAAGGUGGAGCCGGCCUCCUUAUGGUUCCCGCUGCUUGAUGAUGAGUGCGAUCCUGCAACAACUGCGACAACAUGCAAAGAAAGCAAGUGCUGCCAUUCGCAGAGGCAGAAAAUCAGAGGGUAAAAAGCCAUGCCGGAAAAGUCUCUUCCCGUUCUCAUUGUCAUCGAGCUCGGUUAUCGAGAAAACCGACAUAGUACCAACCUCCUCGCCCUGGGAUCUCCUGCCUGUGGAAAUCCAAAUCAAGAUUUUCGCUCAAUGUGGUAUCAAAGACCUGCUGCAGCUCAAACUUGUUUGCAAGGCCUUUUGUCAAGUCCUCACAUUUCAUGAACAACUGAUCGCGCGCCAAUACCUCCGGCAGGCCCGUCAUGGAACGCUACCAUCUCCCAUCGACAGUGAGAGAGAAUAUACUCGAAAUCCCGAAGACGAUGUAGUGCUUCUGUCCGACCUUUUCCCUCCCGCCAAAAGUGCCAAGGGCGGUCACUUAUACACUUUCCGGUAUAUGCAUAGCUUGCGACGACGGGCAAAGCUGUGUUCUAAGCUUUGCUACUACCUCGCAGACCGCGUCAUGGAUCGAUUCGUCCACUGCGAGUCAGCUUUCGUUAAGGCGAUGUUUCCAUCCAGAAAUGAGCGCAAUGAGUUCCUGAAACGGGGGAAGUCCAGUCUAUGGUUCAACCUCAUACCACUUAUGUACUACACGCUAUACUUCCUGGAGGCUUACAGUCUUGCCCGUCGUGAGUUAAAAAAUGCACUUUUGCAAGACAUGGAAGCCGGACGAUUGCCCGUUCCUAUACCCCCGGAUGUCCGUAAAUCCAUGUACCGAGAUUUGCAGAUCGGAAUUCUUCGAUCGGCCCCAUUCACCAAUACUUCGACUCUGAUCUGUACGCACCAUUGUAUGCAGCUGCUCGUUUCGUACCUACGACAUACUGUGCCACCCGAGGAGCCCGUGGCGGAUGACAGCUGGAUCGGCUCGCUGCUUACUGCGUCACCGUUUCUUCGAAUAGUGGAAUACUUCUCCGCAGAGAUAGGUGACGGUGGCAGUCAGCGAGUGCAACGAAAGGAUUUCAUGCGUAACUUUCAUAAUGAUUUGAUGCUGAAUGAGAAAGACGAUAUCAACUCGGUGGUGUUCGAGAGCACAUUGGUAUCGCAUCUACAUUCAUCGGUGCAGGAUGUUUGGUUCGAUGUUGCUAGAGAGGAAUUGGCCUCACGGAGAGCUUUCCCCCAUGACGCAGAGAAUAUCUGGGUCUGGAAAGGUGUUCCCGUGGCACUAGACAAAGACAUUCAGAAGUUCGUGAUGGCACAUUCUGACCUACAGCAGCUUUGGAAUACCUCAUGGACACUGCACCGUCUUUCUCCCCUGCACCAUGGGAAAGAAUUCCAGUCCCUUCUUGGCAGUCAGGCCGCCCUGAGAACUUAUGCUAGCAGACUGAGGGUUCACCUUGCAGGGGAUCUAUUUUCUACUGCUCAGACUCCAUUAAGUGCAGCUGGCGCUGUCGAUGACGAUGUCUUCUCCAGAACUGGACCUCUGAAAGACUGCGUCUGGGAAACGUUAUCGGCACCCUCAACACAAGCUACCUCGGAGAAACUCUCUGGGAUACUGGUCACUCUAGAGUAUGAAAACAUCACCUAUAAAGCUGCUCUCCUCGCAGCACCAGAUGGCCGUCGUACCUCGGCAAGGCGACAACAGUCCACUCAGCUCCCGCUACUACUGACGCGGUUCCCAAAUCCGCUGCGGCAGACCUUCAUCUCUUUUUUGUCUGCUAAUUUUGACACUUACUGCUCUGUUCUUCGCCUACCCUCGACUUUCAUGUGUACGGUCCUAGAGAUGUACAUCGAUAUGUUGAUAGCAGGAGACCAUGACGGCCCCUCCGACUCUUAUCGGAUGUUCGAAGAUACCAUCAAGGAGACGCAGCUCACAUUGUCCUUUGCGCCGCCCGUUGCGCCGGCUCUGAGAUCUCUCAACAUCAAUCUUCCUCGUGGCUCCUUCACGGAGUUCGUGCGCGGAAGUAAUUCAAACAGCGAGUUGACUCGCCAGAAGAAUUCCGUCUUAUCAGGCCUAUCCACCUAUUUAGAGAAGCACUUGGCGAUGAAGCUGAACCUGGGAGAUCUGGCGAGCGGUCACCAUCCGGUCAAUCAACCGGUGCGUCUGACUAAAAUUGCGUGUGGCAGCUUCGUUCUCGGCGGCGAUGGUAAAAUGAAACUGGUCGGGCCGUCGGGGCAAGCUGGCUCCAGAUCUGAAGAUGGUGCUACUGCAGCUCGUGAGAGCAAAGACAGUCUGCUAUUGCGGGCGACCGAGGCAUUGCUUCAAGCUGUUAUACGUCGAGCUGCUAUGAGCGGCGAUGAGCAGACGUGA